GCGCGCGGCGCUGGCCGGGGCGGCGGCGGAGGAGGAGGAGGAGAAAGGCGGCGGUGGCGGCGGCGAAAGAGGAGGGGAGGACGGGGGCGGCAUCGGACUGGAGCCGAGCGGCGGCGCGAGCUGCCCGGGGCGCAGUCGUGAGCUCGCCCGCCGGGCUCCCACCCCCGAGCUACACCCUGCCGUGCCCAGCUCUGCCCGCGUCCGUGCCCCCGCGGGGAGCGCGCCGGGGCUGCCCCCCGAAUGACGGGCGGAAGGUUCGACUUCGACGAUGGCGGCACCUACUGCGGCGGCUGGGAGGAGGGCAAGGCGCACGGGCAUGGCAUCUGCACGGGGCCCAAGGGCCAGGGCGAGUACUCGGGCUCCUGGUCGCACGGCUUCGAGGUGGUCGGAGGCUACACCUGGCCCAGCGGCAACACCUACCAGGGCUACUGGGCUCAGGGCAAGCGGCACGGGCUGGGGGUGGAAACGAAGGGCAAGUGGAUGUACCGGGGGGAGUGGUCACAUGGUUUCAAGGGGCGCUACGGGGUCCGGCAGAGCCUGUGCACCCCCGCUCGCUACGAGGGUACCUGGAGUAACGGGCUGCAGGACGGGUACGGCGUGGAGACCUACGGGGACGGAGGUACCUACCAAGGCCAGUGGGCCGGAGGCAUGCGGCAUGGCUACGGUGUGCGCCAGAGCGUGCCCUAUGGCAUGGCCACGGUGAUCCGCUCGCCCCUGCGCACCUCGCUGGCCUCGCUGCGCAGCGAGCAAAGCAAUGGCAGCGUGCUCCACGACGCCGCGGCCGCAGCUGACAGCCCGGCUGGCACCCGCGGAGGCUUCGUGCUCAACUUCCAUGCUGACGCCGAGCUUGCCGGCAAGAAGAAGGGCGGCCUCUUCCGCAGGGGCUCCCUUCUCGGAAGCAUGAAACUUCGCAAGUCCGAAUCCAAGUCUUCCAUCUCCAGCAAGCGGAGCUCAGUCCGCAGCGACGCAGCCAUGAGCAGAAUUAGUUCCAGCGAUGCCAACUCCACCAUCAGCUUCGGCGACGUCGAUUGUGAUUUUUGCCCCGUGGAAGACCACGUGGACGCCACCACCACUGAAACCUACAUGGGCGAGUGGAAGAACGACAAGCGCAAUGGUUUCGGCAUCAGCGAGCGCUCCAACGGCAUGAAGUAUGAAGGCGAGUGGGCGAAUAACAAGAGGCAUGGAUAUGGCUGUACCGUGUUUCCUGAUGGCUCCAAAGAAGAGGGAAAAUACAAAAAUAAUAUUCUGGUCCGUGGAAUAAGGAAGCAGCUUAUACCAAUAAGAAAUACAAAAACUAGGGAGAAGGUGGACAGAGCAAUAGAAGGCGCGCAAAGGGCAGCCGCCAUGGCAAGAACCAAAGUGGAAAUAGCAAAUUCAAGGACUGCACAUGCAAGAGCGAAAGCCGACGCUGCUGACCAGGCUGCGCUGGCCGCCCGCCAGGAGUGUGACAUCGCGAGAGCUGUAGCCAGGGAGCUGUCACCUGAUUUCUACCAACCAGGCCCUGAUUACAUCAAACAAAGAUUUCAGGAAGGUGUAGAUGCUAAAGAAAAUCCAGAAGAAAAGUUACCGGAAAAGCCACCUACCCCAAAGGAAUCUCCUCAUUUUUAUCGCAAAGGCACGACACCCCCCGGGUCUCCAGAGGCAAGUCCCAAACAGAGCCACUCUCCCCAACCUUCCUCCCCAAAGUCCAUGAAGAAGCAAAACCCCAGCUCCGGGGCCAGACUCAAUCAAGAUAAAAGGAGUAUGGCUGACGAGCAGGUGACAGCUGUCGUCAAUAAGCCCUUGAUGUCAAAGGCUCCCUCAAAGGAGGUCGGAGCCAUCGUGCCCCAGUCCAAGUACUCUGGCCGCCACCACAUCCCCAACCCCAGUAACGGGGAGCUGCAUUCUCAGUAUCACGGCUACUAUGUGAAACUGAAUGCCCCCCAGCACCCUCCAGAACAUGUGGAGGACGAUGAUGGAGCAAGCCAGUCUUCCUCAGCACUGGUGCACAAGCCAUCGCCCAACAAGUGGAGUCCCCCCAAACCUGUGACAAAACCAGUUGCCAAAGAAAGCAAAGCUGAGCCAAAAGCUAAGAAGUCUGAACUUGCUAUACCAAAGAAUCCAGCAAGCAACGAUUCGUGCCCUUUGGAAAAAGAAGCCAAUUCAGGUCCUAAUUCAGUCAUGAUUGUCCUUGUCAUGCUGUUGAAUAUCGGGUUGGCCAUUCUUUUUGUUCACUUUCUAACUUGAUUGGAAUUAGGAAAGUAGGGAGCUGGGGAAACGACUGCCCGAGGAAUGCGGUCGGAGGAUUGUGUUGCUGUGGACGAGGUUCCAACAUUCACUCCUAUCUCAUUAGAAGAAAUAGGUAGCAGCAUCACUCACCAGUCUUAUGCCAUGACCUGCUGCUUUAACAUCUCCUGGAAUGUUCUGGGAGAGAACGUUUCGUUUGCUUGUGCACGACUCUGCUCAUUUUUGCUGUUUAUUUAAAUAUGAUGUACAGUCACCUACCACCUGCGGUCCUGGCUGGACGGAACACACAUGUUGCAUCUCAAGGAAAAGAAACGACAAAAUGCUAGUGGAAAAUGUGUUUAUUUUGAUAGCAAUACAUCAUUUUUUAUGUCAUUUAUUCUUCUGAAACCUAUAAAAGGCUAUUUAUCUUUAAAAUUUAGCAAUCUGAAGGCAUUAUACCUUCCAAAGAAAUAAUUUAAAUAUUUUUAACAUUACUAAGAUAAAUUAUUUAUGCACUUAGGAGGUGCUAAAUUUUAAGAGCUGAAAGACAACAGAAUUCUAAGAAGUAUAGUCAAAAUGUUGCAUGGAUUGCAGUAUUCAGUGUUUAAAGGAUUCAGUUUCAUUGCUGACGUACUUUACAACCAAAUAAAAUCUUGUCAGUGGCUAUGUUAAUUCCCAUGAAAGUUAAGCAAGAUGCUAUUAAUAACUGCUCUUCUCUCUUUUUUUUUCCAACUUAAUUUUUUGUUGAAUACAUUCAGGUAGAGCAUAAAACCUUGUUAAAAAUCACUGCUUCUCAAUUUUCUGCCUUUUGUGUUUUUCAAAAGUCCUUUUGUAAUUUCAUUUCAAAUGUUAAAGAGUUAAGACAUUUUUAUUUUAAAUAUUUGUCUUUUGCAGUCCUUUGUUAUUCUGACAUACUCUGAUUUUUUUGCUGUUUUAUAAUUUAUCCUUUAUUACUCAAGCAUGCUUAGAGAACCUACAUAGUCUUUAUAAAAGUAAUUAUUAAAAAAAGAAAUCAGGGGAGGAAAGGUAUGUUAAAUCUCUUUAAGACAUUAAGUUUGGAGGGGGAGCACUUUGUAAAGACUUUCAUGAUUUGCAUGGCUUAAUCAGAUUCUUUUUACCUUACUAGCUACCUUCUCAGUGCAGAAGAGACAGUUCACGUAGUUCCCACAGUAGCACAGGUGUGGGCUGCAUGCUUUGUCACCUGCAGGGUAGUAACCCAGUGGUGUUUUUUGCAGAAGUACAAUAUGUUGAGACUCCUGGGUGUGACCAAUAUGGAAUAAAGAAGAAGGCAGAAAGAGAGCAAAUGAAAAAUUACAACUUGUAUAUUUAUUUUUUACAUUUUGCUUUGACUUUUCAAUUUAGGAAAGUACGUUUUUACCCAAGAACAAACGUUUAAGUUUCCUGUGUCGGUCUCAGCACUCACUGCUCCUUCCUAACCCUGUAGCUCCUUUAUGCUGGGAAAGCUGAUUUUUUUAAGAAAAUAAAAUAUUUAAUCUUAUUAAGUGUUUAUUUAAAACGUGUAAUGCUUUGGAGAUAAUGGGUAACAGAUAACUAAAGGAUAUGUUUAUAAAGUGAGCAUGUUUGUUCCAUUUAUAAAUAUAUGUAUGAUUUAUAAGCUUUUUUAAAACAAAGCUCAAAUUGUUGGUAUUUUUCUAAAAUGUGCCCAGCUGUAUUUUACAUGAAGGCUCUUUCUAAUGGGUUGUUAUACUGUACUCUACAUUUUGGACAGCACAUGAAGUCUGCCAAUGUACUUAAUAAAACAUGACUUUGUUUAUUUAAAAAGUUUCUUGCUGUGAAAAAGAACUCCCUACCUGUGAGUUCCUUUAUUUAUAAUCCUUGAAACCAAAAUGUAUAAUGUACAGUUUUCACAACUGUAUCAGCUCUAAUAAAAAGAAAUUGGUUAUUAAUAAAGUUGGAGGUGUGUUUCCUUUGUGAGUACA
This is a messenger RNA of Sciurus carolinensis (gray squirrel), 4145 nucleotides long. It is a transcript of the gene Jph1, whose product is annotated as junctophilin 1. The transcript has 6 exons. NCBI's taxonomy places the organism in Eukaryota, Metazoa, Chordata, Mammalia, Rodentia, Sciuridae. Gene Ontology annotation, cellular component: sarcoplasmic reticulum; plasma membrane; junctional membrane complex. The coding region runs from base 241 to 2226 and encodes 661 amino acids. The record is from RefSeq and is a predicted model, not a curated record.